CUGGAAUUAAUGAGAGUACAGUAUCAACUAUUAAGCGACUACGAUGCUCUCUCAAGUACGAGUAGCGACCCGAUCAAAAGCUUCCCUCGUGCCUACGCCGUGGGUUGUUUCAAACUGCUCAGGGACAUGUCUUCACCGAUUCUCGCGAGCCCUUGAUGUUAGGCAUUCUUCGAAGCGUUUCAUAUCGGCCACCCCUCAGCACCGGAUCAAAGAAUAUUUCCCACCUCCACAGUCACCAGGUGUCAAGCAAGUCAUUUCAGUAUGGUCACACCCAGUAUACACGGAACAGCAGAUGCGCGACAUUCAGGUUGCUCAUCGAGAGGCCAAGGACUGGUCUGACUGGGUGGCUCUUGGAACCGUUCGCUUCUUUCGAUGGUGUGUGGACUCUGUAACUGGCUACAAGCAUCCGAAACCAGGCGAAGCCCUACCAGCUCGCUUCAAGAUGACGGAGAAGAAAUGGUUAACUCGGUUUAUCUUUCUUGAAAGCAUAGCGGGUGUGCCUGGCAUGGUGGGCGGAAUGCUGCGGCAUCUGCACAGCCUCCGACGGAUGAAGCGAGACAAUGGCUGGAUUGAAACACAGUUAGAAGAAGCAUUUAACGAACGUAUGCACCUUCUUACGUUCCUCAAGUUAGCCGAACCAGGUUGGUUCAUGCGCUUCAUGGUGAUAGGGGCCCAAGGCGUGUUUUUGAAUGGAUUCAUUCUUUCUUACCUUAUCUCUCCCCGGACCUGCCACCGAUUCGUGGGCUACCUCGAAGAGGAAGCCGUUAUCACGUACAGCCGGGCCAUUGAAGAGAUUGAGGCAGGUAAACUCCCCGAGUGGAACAAUUUGACCGCCCCCGAGAUCGCGGUGCAGUAUUGGAAGAUUCCCGAAGGCCAUCGCACAAUGCGCGAUCUGAUCCUGUACAUUCGUGCAGAUGAGGCCAAGCACCGUGAGGUGAACCACACCUUGUCCAACUUGAACCAAAGAACCGAUCCCAAUCCCUAUCAGAUCGAAUAUGCCGAUCCGAGCAAACCACAUCCUACCAAAUCCCUUCAGAAUCUGCAGCCGACGGGUUGGGACAAGAGUGAUGUAUUUAAGUGAAAAUACUUCAAUGAUCAUUGGGAAAGAAUCGCGACCACGGAUAUAUGUCAGAUAUAGGCGUUAUCCCAUGUAUUGUGUGUCUUGGACUUCUUUGAUACACCCCCUUUGGCCUCGAGGUAAAAAUCAACCAGAAUGGCUGUAGCAGCUUUAUAGAUGAUAGGUCUGGGAUGUUUUCACACAGAAGGGUAUGCUGAUAUAUAGAUAAUGAACUACCGUUUU
Molecule: messenger RNA, 1300 nt
Organism: Aspergillus wentii DTO 134E9
Lineage: Eukaryota; Fungi; Ascomycota; Eurotiomycetes; Eurotiales; Aspergillaceae
Product: alternative oxidase
Exons: 3
Coding region: 44-1081 (345 amino acids)
Biological process (GO): alternative respiration
Cellular component (GO): mitochondrion
Molecular function (GO): alternative oxidase activity
Source: RefSeq, a predicted model, not a curated record